CCCCACAAUCUCUUUAAAAAACAUAUAUCCUAAAUUCCUAAUACCAGUCCAGUUCACUUCAGAACACAAAAAAAGAAAAAAAAAAGAAAGACUAAAAUACCAUCACACAAACAACCAUGGGCAAAGAUACCUUCAAGCUAGUUGGAUUCAAGAACUUCACUCGUACCAAUCCCCGUUCAGAUUUCUUCUCCGUUAAACGUUUCCAUCACAUUGAAUUUUGGUGUGGUGAUGCUACAAAUACAGCUCGUCGUUUUUCUUGGUCACUUGGAAUGCCAAUUGCAGCUAAAUCUGACCUUUCAACUGGUAACUCUGUUCAUGCUUCUUAUCUCCUCCGUUCCGUUUCUGGUGGGCUCCAGUUCGUCUUCACUGCUCCUUAUUCGCCUUCUAUCUCAACGCCGUCAUCUGCAGCCAUCCCGAGUUUCUCUACAUCCACUCACAGGGAUUUCACGGCAACUCACGGACUCGGUGUCCGUGCCGUUGCUUUGGAAGUGGAGAAUGCCUACACGGCAUUCUCCGCUAGUGUUUCACGUGGAGCGAAACCACGGUAUGAACCUGUAACGAUUGAUGAACACGUGGCUGUGGCGGAAGUCCACCUAUACGGCGACGUCGUUUUGCGGUUUGUGAGUUAUCUUAAAGAUGCGGACAGCCUCCGUUUCCUUCCAGGUUUCGAGGCCAUGGAUGAAACGGCAUCCUACAAGGAACUAGAUUAUGGGAUUCGCCGGCUUGACCACGCCGUUGGGAAUGUGCCAGAGCUGGGACCUGUAGUGGAUUACAUCAAGCGCUUUACGGGGUUUCAUGAAUUCGCUGAGUUCACAGCUGAAGAUGUUGGGACUGCUGAGAGUGGAUUGAACUCGGUGGUGUUGGCAAACAAUGACGAAACUGUGUUGCUUCCGCUGAAUGAGCCGGUGUAUGGAACCAAAAGGAAGAGUCAAAUUCAGACUUACUUAGAGCAUAAUGAAGGGGCAGGAGUGCAACAUUUAGCUUUGGUUACAGAGGAUAUAUUCAGAACUUUGAAGGAAAUGAGGCAAAGGAGCGGAGUUGGGGGAUUUGAAUUCAUGCCUUCGCCUCCACCUACUUAUUAUAAGAAUUUGAAGAGUAGGGCUGGGGAUGUACUCAGUGACGAACAAAUCCAGGCGUGUGAAGAUUUGGGAAUCUUGGUGGAUAGGGAUGAUCAGGGGACUUUGCUUCAGAUAUUCACCAAGCCUGUGGGAGACAGGAAAGGCGCUUUGCUAGAGAGACGAAAAGCUGUUUUAAAGAAGGAUUACAUCAGAUGGGAGUAAAUCGGAGUCUGUACCGUGGCAGGGUACUAUUUUACCACUAAACCACUGGUGGGGUUCAGCAGAAAAUUGUGUGCAUUCUCAACCCACACCCGGUUUGUUACGUUCCUUGCAGCAGUUUGGUGAUGGUGUUGGUUAACUAUGAUAGAUCUUUGUGUUAGUUUUUUUUCUAGCAUAUCAGGAACACUAACUCACCUUUCCAUGAUAAGGACAUUCUUCCCGCAACUCCAAGUAGGCCAAUCUCAUGUUGACUUCUAAAAAAAAAAAGAAUCAUGUGAAACACCCAGUAGUAUAAUCUCUUUCCUUGUUAUUCACAUAGUGUGAGGUAACUAGGAAUGUUUGCACCACUUUGCUUUUUCCCCCAUUUCUUGCUUCAUAGCUGUUUUGUUCAUGUUCAUGGAGUCAGUCCUAAUUCUUGGGACUUCUACAGAAUCACUUUCUGGUAUCAAUGAUCUAUCUGCACUGUUUUUGCUCAAACUAUUGGUAACUAAAAAAACUAUACAGUGGAUCUUGUUCUUUAUUUCAUUACAUAGUAUAUUGGAUGCCCGUUAUUUUGGCGUCUUUUGUGCAUCUUAUUUUCUUUUUAUUUCGUCGCAUGUCGUCUUUCCGCAUCUAACACUGAAUUGUAUGCUUC
Lycium ferocissimum is the source of this 1911-nucleotide messenger RNA. RefSeq names its product 4-hydroxyphenylpyruvate dioxygenase-like. Gene Ontology annotation, biological process: L-tyrosine catabolic process. The coding region runs from base 117 to 1280 and encodes 387 amino acids. The transcript is spliced from 4 exons. The record is from RefSeq and is a predicted model, not a curated record. Gene Ontology annotation, molecular function: 4-hydroxyphenylpyruvate dioxygenase activity. NCBI's taxonomy places the organism in Eukaryota, Viridiplantae, Streptophyta, Magnoliopsida, Solanales, Solanaceae.